AUGUCCAAGGAAGCACGCAAGGAUCCGAACCGACAAUUUUGGCAAAAGGAAGUUGAACGAACUAGCGGGGGAAAGGAAAUGAACUUAGGCAAUAGGAAAAGUAGGCCAGUACCAAAAGAAGAAAAAUUGGUAAAGGCUGGGUUUGCAAAUUUAAUGAGGUUUAACCAUGACUUGAAAAAGAAAAAUACAGAAUCUACCCAUGAUCUGAAGAACAUGCAAUUGUUUGAAGGUGAUGAGAGCACUUGGAUUUUGUCCACCGACCAUCACCUCGUUGCUACCAUCUUCCUCACUCCUACAAACAAAGCCGAAAUCCAUGAAAAAACCUCAAACCAAACAGUCCGAAACCCAUCCAAACAACCAUCUCUGCCAACCAUAACUCUUCCACGGCCCCCACAUCUCGCUGAUCCUGCCAGCCACCUCGAUGCUAGCCCUACUGUAAGGCAGUUACCCUUCAAAUACAAAAAGAUCAAAAGUACCCAAUUGUUAGCAAAUCCACGAUUCUCACCUAUGGAUGAGCUAUUAACAAUGGUGAAAGGUUCUGGAGACCAUAAGAAGAUUGAAGAGUUGAUUGAAUCACCCACGAAGAUUAUAAUUAAUUAUGCCAAUUGA
Messenger RNA from Dovyalis caffra, 609 nucleotides. The record is from the annotation of a GenBank genome assembly. Lineage: Eukaryota; Viridiplantae; Streptophyta; Magnoliopsida; Malpighiales; Salicaceae.